Momordica charantia (bitter melon) is the source of this 856-nucleotide messenger RNA. RefSeq names its product ribonuclease MC-like. Gene Ontology annotation, biological process: RNA catabolic process. The record is from RefSeq and is a predicted model, not a curated record. Gene Ontology annotation, cellular component: extracellular region. Gene Ontology annotation, molecular function: RNA binding; ribonuclease T2 activity. Lineage: Eukaryota; Viridiplantae; Streptophyta; Magnoliopsida; Cucurbitales; Cucurbitaceae.
CCAAAAGCCUAGCUAAGCUAUCAGAAAUGGCAAAGAGAUCAGAAAUUGUGUUGAUUUUGAGCAUGUUGUUAUUGAUAGGAUGGUCGGAAGGUGUGAAUGAAUUUGAUUACUACCAGGUGGUGUUGCAAUGGCAGCCCGCAACUUGUAGCAGUUCAACCCUUGUAGAUGAAUGUGUGCAACCUCCAGAUGAGAGAUUCAGUAUUCAUGGCGUGUGGCCCAGCUUAUUGUCUGGAGAUGCUGUAUGUUCUGGUACUCCGCCCUACGAUGGUACUCAGCUGAAUAGCAGUAUCCGAGCUAGGCUGCACCAAGAUUGGCCAAGCGUGGUUCACAGAGUGGACCCACCGUUUUGGAGCCACGAGUGGACAUUGCAUGGGACUUGUUCUUACGCGUAUUUGGACCAGUUCCACUACUUUGAUUUUGGGCUGUUUGUAUAUGGCAAUUACGAUGUGCUGGGUAUUCUAAAUUAUUACAAUGUGUAUCCAAACGGAAAUUUAUAUGCGAGGAGUGAUGUGGAGAACAUAAUUUACAGUGCAACGGGAAAGUGGCCAGCCCUUCGUUGCAACAACAACUUUUGGAGUGGUGACGUGCAGUUGCAUGAGAUAAGUUUGUGUUUUAGAAAGCAAGAUUUCAGUCUUGAAGACUGCCCCUACAAUGCUGUAAAAUGCAAUGAUUAUUUCGUGUGGAAUUCGUGGAGUAGUAAUGCAGUGAAAGUGUCCACGGAGUAGAUCAAGUAAUGAUCUUUACCUUCAGUGUGUCUGUAAUAUAUGUUUUCUAAUAACAUAUGCGUCCAUGUGUUUGUUGUGUGUAUCUGUACAUUGAAUAAUGGAAUAAAUUGGAACGUGUAUGUCUUGAAUAA